AUGCAACUUCCCCCGCUCGCCGUAAUGGCGACCUGGCCCACGCCAAACUACAUCGACCCUCCAACCCGCGGCCACGGCGUUCUCAUUGUGAAUGUCGUCUGUAUUGCCCUGGCAUUCUUCGUGGUCAUACUCCGUCUAUACACUCGAUUCCGGAUUACCUGCAGUGCCGGCGCUGACGACGUUCUCAUCGUAUUCGGUCUUGCUUUCGCCAUUGCCAUGGUGGCUGUGACGUCGCUGGCUUCAGAGAAUUGGGGCUGGAAUCGCCAUGUUUGGGAUGUGCCAGAAACGUGGCUCACGACUGUGCAGAAACUCAACAUCGUCUUCCAAAUCUUGUUCUCUUGGUCAUCGAGUCUCACGAAAAUCUCGCUGCUGUGGUUCUGUCGCCGGCUACUCGGCCCUGGAAAGGGCAAUUUUAAGUGGUUCAACUGGGCUUUUAUUGGAGCUAUGCUCUUUGUCGGAGUGUCUUGCCUCAUGUUCACAUUCAUCAGUAUCUUCCAGUGCUCACCCGUCAAGGCGUACUGGGAUGUCAGCCCUACAUAUCCACACAAAUGCCUGAAUGGAGGAAGCCUCGUCUUCGCUGCCAGUGUCAUCAACAUCUUCACCGAUUUCCUCGUCACGGCCCUGCCUAUGCCACUAAUUUGGAGUCUCAAGCUGCCUGCCCGUCAACGUCUGGCAGUUAUCUCCAUCUUCGGGCUAGGAAUCAUCGUCAACGUUGCCGGCUCCGUACGCACCGUAUACGUCUGGCGAAGCAUGGUUGUCGGCUACGAUACAACCUGGGUCGGCUGGCCGGUUCUGAUCGCCGCCGCGGUAGAGAUCAAUCUCGGUCUGAUCUGCUCCUCUGCUCCCGCGCUACGCCCACUCAUCGCAACCUUCCUCCCCCGUCUCCUCAACUCCACACGUAACAUCGGCUAUUCCUACAACCAGCGCAGUCGAUCCCAAAAACUCUUUUCCACAACUGGCCGCUCCGGACACUCCCACAUUCCCGCGACCCAAACCUCCCGCAAGGGCGACUUCGAAAACGACCGCUUCGAAAUCAUGCGCACAGUCGAGAUGGAGACGUGGACUGAGGCUCGAAUCGCACAUCAUGAUACGAUCGGCCAUACGUAUGAUAUUGGUACUGAGAACCGUGCUGAUUCGCCUGAGAGUAUUGAGAUGAAGAACGGUCCUUUGGUGUUCUCGUCUGCGGCUAGUGAGAAGUCGUCUAGUUCGUUGACGAGGGAUGAGGCAUACUAUGGACGGCGAUGA
Molecule: messenger RNA, 1245 nt
Organism: Penicillium daleae
Lineage: Eukaryota; Fungi; Ascomycota; Eurotiomycetes; Eurotiales; Aspergillaceae
Exons: 3
Coding region: 1-1245 (414 amino acids)
Source: RefSeq, a predicted model, not a curated record